AAAGUGGCCGGUUUGACAAGUAGGAAGAAAGAUGGCUGCGCCCGUGACAGCCGCUGUAGCUGCCGAGGUGUCCCGGGGGAAACGCGCUGCCCUCUCCAUUGCUUUUAUAACCGCCGUUCUGGGGCUUCCUCUUUGGUGGAAAACAACGGAGACCUACAGAGCCUCCCUGCCGUAUAACGAGAUCAGUCAGCUGGACAUCCUCCAGCUCCAGCUCACCGUCCCUAUAGAAGUCAUAUUUGCAAAAGGCACGUUAACAGCAGAGCAGCAAAGGAGAGUCCCUCCAUCAGAACCAAAGGAGAAGCAGAUUGUUCUGAACUCUCACACCAGUUUCAAUUGUCGUUAUGAGAUCAAGUACCGAAGGACUAGUAGUGAGGAAGAGGAGGCCCUGGGGCUAUAUACAUUGCAAGAUGCUGAUGAAACGCUCCAGCAGCUGAGUAAAGGAACCUUGGGCUCAAUAGCCAUCUUUAUUGUACCAGAAACGUCUGAGCUUUAUUCCAAGGGAGUCAGUGUGUAUAUUGGGAAACACCGGAGAGCUCUGGUUAAGUACUCACCGAAUCCAUCCCUUCAUACUGAAGAGAUCCUCCAGACCCUUUACAAGAAACUGCAGCCUGUUAUUCAGACCUUGUCAUUCACCGAAGAAGCUGUUACAGCAGCUCUGUCUAAUAGAAUCCCUAUCGGCAGGUUCAGCAAAGACGACUUUGAAAACAGUAGGCGAGCAUUCAAAACCAGCCCAGGCUACGAGAUCACAUUCAGCUUGCUAAACCCAGAUCCUAAGUCUCAUGACCUGAACUGGAACAUCAGCUCGGCAUCAGAUCAAUAUAUCCAGCCUUUCUUGGAUAAGCUGAAUCCAGUGGCCAACUUCUCUGUUGAUUCUCAGAUAUUGUAUUAUGCGGUCCUUGGCGUAACCCCUCGCUUCGAAAAAUCUACCUCCAGCUACAUCCUGAAUGCACACAAUCUUCCACACGUCAUAAACCCGGUAGAGGCGAGGCUUGGUUCAAGUGCUGCCUCUCUGUACCCCGUCCUGAACUUCCUGCUGUAUGUACCUGAAUACUUUCACUCUCCUCUCCACAUUCAGGAUAAAGAUGGGAGCAGAGUACCAAGCAACGCCUUUCACAGCCCGCGAUGGGGAGGGAUCAUGGUCUAUAAUGUGGAUUACGGAAGCCAGGAAGAAGAGGAAUUUCCGAUACGGGUUGAUAUUGACAUGAUGCGGGUGAUGGAAGUUUUCCUCACACAGCUACGACUCCUUUUAGGCAUUUCAAAGGUCUAUGUGCCAGAGAACUAUCUGCUGGAAAGUCCAGGCAAUGAGGGAUUGACUGACUGGGAACUUGACAAACUCCUCUGGUCAAGGGCUGUUGAAAAUAUAGCUACAGUGACCACAACUUUGACUUCCCUGGCUCAGCUUCUGGAUCAGAUUGGGAACAUUGUUAUUAAUGAUAAUGUGGCCUCUGAGGUGUACCGUGCCGUAUCCUCUGUUGAGAUAGCCUUAUCCGAGCUGGAAGCCGGGCGGCUGGAGUUUGCCUUCCAGGCUAGCAAAGAUGCCAUUGCAUCUUCAGAAAAGGCGUUCUUUGAUCCUUCUCUCAUCCACCUCUUAUACUUUCCAGAUGAUCAGAAAUUUGCCAUUUACAUACCUCUCUUCUUACCCAUGGCUGUCCCCAUCUUGCUUUCUCUUCUAAAGAUAGCCAAGGAAUACAAGGCUAACAAGAAGGAAUCAAACAAAAGUGACUGAGACACAACCAUUCAAUAUCUGAAUCCUCAACAGGAUUACAACGCAACCAACAAAACCACUAGAGAAUGUAUUUAAUAAUUGCCUGAGCAUGUGAUAUUUUUUUAUUUUCUGCUUGGCUGUUAACUAGGACGGUGCCAAGAAAACCCAUGGCUUAGCUUUUAUGCAUAAGUCUGAUCGGUCAAUGAAACAGUUUGGCUCUCUACCCCCUCCCCAGAACUAUUUUUGUUCGCAAGCAUGUACAUAUGGCUGCCUCUUAAUAUGUGCAUAUAGAGCAUGCAACCGAUGAACUUUACUACUGAUAGAGGCUGCAGGGCGGCUUCCCUGGUUGGGUGAAUUAAGAGGUACCUAACGAAGCAACCGAAUCUCAGGGCAUUCUUUAUACAAUCUGGCUUCAUUGUACUUAAAUGUGUUUGCUAUCCAUCACCUAAUGAUAUUGCCUGGGAAUUUAUCCUAAACGAUGAACUGCAUAAAGUUUGUAGGAACAAUAAUUACCCAUCUGCAAUGUGUAUACUUCUUUCUUCACAUAAUUUUGCGGGUGCAUGUUGUUCUCAUCCCCAUAUUGUAGUGUUGAAAAUGCCCCAAAAUAUUUAUAGUCCAUCAGUAUCUUUCAGCUGCAGGCAGCCUUCUGUCUUACAAAAGUGUAUUGCGAGGGCUGACCAGGGGGAUAUUUUUGACCUUGGUAACUGGAACUCUGCUGUAACAUUAAUGAUGAUUAAGAUAUGAGUACCUGCGCUCCGCUCCGCUGAGCUACAUCUCGGGAGGCUGGACACUGGAGUGAUUAAAAUGAUGAGAAAUUCCGAUUUUUAAUCUUUUACCGUUUACUAUGUCAUUUCUCUUGUUGCUCAGAAUCACAUAACCAGUGAAUUCCCAUGUAAGGUUUAAUUUUGUACCCCAAACAUUUUUCUCUUAAAUAAUAAUAAAACAUAAAAAGCUACAGCUUGGUUACA
Spea bombifrons (plains spadefoot toad) is the source of this 2673-nucleotide messenger RNA. RefSeq names its product phosphatidylinositol glycan anchor biosynthesis class S (gene PIGS). Gene Ontology annotation, cellular component: GPI-anchor transamidase complex. Gene Ontology annotation, biological process: attachment of GPI anchor to protein. NCBI's taxonomy places the organism in Eukaryota, Metazoa, Chordata, Amphibia, Anura, Pelobatidae. The transcript is spliced from 12 exons. The coding region runs from base 32 to 1726 and encodes 564 amino acids. The record is from RefSeq and is a predicted model, not a curated record.